Molecule: messenger RNA, 3553 nt
Organism: Xenia sp. Carnegie-2017
Lineage: Eukaryota; Metazoa; Cnidaria; Anthozoa; Malacalcyonacea; Xeniidae
Product: fibroblast growth factor receptor 2-like
Exons: 18
Coding region: 128-3088 (986 amino acids)
Biological process (GO): protein phosphorylation; multicellular organism development; cell surface receptor protein tyrosine kinase signaling pathway
Cellular component (GO): signaling receptor complex
Molecular function (GO): protein binding; transmembrane receptor protein tyrosine kinase activity; ATP binding
Source: RefSeq, a predicted model, not a curated record
CAACGCCAGAGUACAUCUUUCAGUGUGGGACGACGCGUUUCGGAUUGGAAGUUAAAAUUUAUGUUUUUCUCAGGUGUUUCUGAUAGGCACAUUACUUGUAACAUUUUUGGCCACGUCAUCUUGAGAUAUGGGAUCAGUUGUGAGGAACAUACUACUUCUUAUCGUGCUUUGGAUCUCAUGUGUAUAUGGUGAUAGUCGAUAUCUUAUAAAAGAAUAUGCUGAUGGAAAACAUUUUUGGGGUAAAAAUUUUACGGUCAUGGAAGGCAAAAACGUUACAUUUUCUUGUGGGUCUAAAUCGCAAAAGCGUCAUAAGGACAUUUCAUGGUUCGCAUCUGUAGAAGAAAGAAAAAUUGCUGGUACAAUGUACAAACAGUUGGACAUCAUUAAGAGACGUUUUGGACAAAAAGCGGUCCUCAUACGUGGUGGGCGAUAUUACAGCGGUCGACCUGAAGUAAUUCCCAACACAUUCGAUAUCAAGUUGAACAACAUAAGUAGAUACAUAGCUGGGCGAUACAAAUGUUUGGUAAUAUCGUUGAUGCGCAAUACGACUUACGCAGAAUUGACAGACCACAUUGUCAUUGUGAAAUCAAAACCAAAGAUUGAGUCAAAAAAUGAAACCAACAUGAAAAUCAAGGCUCGUGAAAAACUAAACAUGGAUUGUGUUUCAUCUGGAUUUCCAAAACCUUUGAUCACGUGGCGUCGAGUGGAUGGUCGGCCGUUGCCUGCCAGAAAACUUACGCAUUCAACUGGCUUGUUAUCCAUAUCUGAUGUCGGACAGCAAGAUCGGGGAGAUUACGAGUGCACUUCAACUAAUAUAUAUGGCCGUGAUACUAAAAUAUAUUCUGUUGAUAUGACAGUUCCUCCACGAUUCAUAUCAAAUGGCAACUCGUUUGCGACUGUUGGAAAAGAUGGAGUCGUUGCUUGUGUAGCUGUUGGUCUUCCAAGGCCAAAAUUUUCAUGGAGAUGGAUUGACGACAAGGGCUAUGAGCAAAGGCUGUCGAGUGCAGAGGGUUUAGUAGGAAGAUAUCAAGUGAAAACGAAGCAUUACUUUGAAAAUAGCACGAGUUUUUUGAUGAUAAAGGACGUUGAAAAAGAAGAUCUACGUUCUUACCGUUGCAUGCUAGGCAAAGACGACAAACCACAAGAAAUAAAUUUGCGUGGUUACAGUAGACCAUCUGCUCCCAUAAUCCAAACAGUGGUUUCGUACAGAAGAAAGAUUACUUUGAGCUGGAAACUGGCUGAGAAAAACGGUGGAAAGCCCGUAACGUCAAUGACAAUUCAAUAUAAGCCAUACAACACUACAAGUCAGUUUCAAAAGAUACCUAUACUUAUUGAAAAGCGCCCUGUCUACACAAUAACCGGCUUACGACCAAACACAGAAUACCAUAUACAGUUGAUCGCUGUGAAUGAAAUCGGCCCGAGUGAUCCAAGUGUUCCAGUAAUAAAGAGAACUGGUUUAGGUAGACCAUCUGCUCCCAUAAUCCAAACAGUGGUUUCGUACAGAAGAAAGAUUACUUUGAGCUGGAAACUGGCUGAGAAAAACGGUGGAAAGCCCGUAACGUCAAUGACAAUUCAAUAUAAGCCAUACAACACUACAAGUCAGUUUCAAAAGAUACCUAUACUUAUUGAAAAGCGCCCUGUCUACACAAUAACCGGCUUACGACCAAACACAGAAUACCAUAUACAGUUGAUCGCUGUGAAUGAAAUCGGCCCGAGUGAUCCAAGUGUUCCAGUAAUAAAGAGAACUGGUUUAGCUUCACCUUCAACCGGCAAGGGUAAGGCCAAAGAAACGGAUAGAAUUGUGUUGUAUGCUGGCGUGGCAGGAGGGUUUCUCGUGCUUAUUAUUGCCAUUAUCGUCGUGUGUAUAUUUAUGAGGCAAAUACAACGAAACAGCGCUAAAAAAGCGGCUGAAAAUGCCCAGCGUUUGGUAGGAAAGAGUGAAACUGAUGACACCACGGCAUUGAUAAACUUCUUGCAGAAAGGUGACCGUCUAUCGACUAACACUGGGUCAGGUACUGGGGUUGUUCUUCAUUUGACUACUUCAAAUAAAUGGGAAUUUCCAAGAGAGAGACUUGUGCUACAAAAUGUACUUGGCUCCGGUGCUUUCGGUAUUGUCAUGAAAGCUGAAGCAGAAGGAAUUAGCGGCUAUAACUCUGGUAGCACGCCCGUUGCUGUAAAAUUUGUUAAAGAAAAUGAAAGUGCAUCUUCGAAAAAAGACCUCAUUGCUGAACUGGAGUUGUUGAAGCUGAUUGAACCUCAUAAAAAUGUUAUCAAUUUGAUGGGCUGCUGUACAAAAUCAGAACCGUUGAUGGUCAUUGUCGAAUUUUGUGCCUAUGGUGACCUUCAAAGCUUUCUUCGAGCUAGUCGUGGUGUAAGAGAUCAGUAUUACUUGGAUUGUUAUAAGCGUCCGUCAUCAAGAUUGACUUCGAAUGAGUUGCUCAUGUUUGGUACUCAGAUUGCCAGAGGAAUGGCGCACCUCGCAAAUUUAAAGGUUAUCCACAGAGAUUUGGCGGCAAGAAAUAUAUUGGUUGAUGAAAACAAAAUUUGCAAAGUUUCAGACUUUGGAUUCGCACGAGACAUAUUCGUCGAAGAUCAUUAUACUCGUAAAACAGCGGGUGGACGAUUCCCUAUCAAAUGGAUGGCUAUUGAAUCCUUAUUAGAUGGAAUUUCGACAACAAAGAGCGAUGUAUGGUCUUUUGCUAUCGUGUUAUGGGAAAUCAUUACUCUCGGUGCAUCUCCUUAUCCUGGUAUGAACUCGCAAGAAGUUGUCAGCUUUUUACAGAAUGGAAUGAGAAUGGACAAACCCAAGCAUUGCAGUGACGAAUUGUAUAACCUUUUGAUGGAUUGCUGGCAUAUCGCACCUCAUCGUAGACCAAACUUUGAAAUGCUCGGCCGUUACUUGGACCGAAUGUGUAACGACGAUUUUGAAUACAUCAACAUGAGAACAUACGAUGAUCAUUUAUACAUCAAUUUUGAUGGCAAUACUGUGUCAGAGGGAAGUAAAAGCGGAUCUUUAACAAAGCAAAAUGAUUAUAUAAAGGAUGGUGAGAAUGAGAAAGAGGCUUUAAUGAAAGAUAAUUUGUCAUAAAGUAGUCUUUUAGUUUCAUAAAUCAACUUAUUCGUCGUCGGUAACGAAAAUUAUGCAAAUUUUCUGUUUAAUUACUCCAAUGACGAAACUGAAACUAGGAAUUUAGAUGUCGGCCCCGUGAUCAGGUGUACAAUUAGCGAAGAGAAGUUGUAUCAAGAAACAUUCUACGUUCUGAGGGCCCGAUGAUUUUAAACAAGCACUUCUUAAUUUCUAUUUUAUAAAUUAGCACAACUGCAUUGAUCUUAAGAUAAUUUUAUGUAACCAGUCCACUUACACUGUUUACUUCCACGCGGAAUUGCUUUUAGGAGGUAUGGGUCGGGACGGAAAGGGCAUAUUGUGCACUCUGUUGUUCACAUCAAUUAAUUCAAAUGCCCAUAAGCUUUGGGGUUAGCGCAAAUAUCUCUUGCCAGAAGAUAAGAUUCGAUAUGGCACGUCAUUUUACAAAUAUUAAUACUACCAUUGAAA